AUGUUGCGGCUGGCUGGUGUUGCGGCUUUGUUUGGACGGUGCCUGAAAAAGGAAGCAAUGUCCUGGGUCCAGGAGGUGGAGGGAGUCGUGGGCGUAGUCUGGGUACCGGGCAUAGGGCAAAAGUUGUUUAUCAUCCUCAGCAUCACGGUCCGUGAUGUGGCCAUUCUAAAUGGAAGUUGUAUACAUUGCCACAGUCUCCUUCCUUGUAUGAGAAGAGAUGAGAUCAUGGAGAACGUUACUACGAUUGGUAGUCAUAUAUUUCUCAUGGGCCUUGCAGAGCUAGGUAACUUGAGAUAUUUGUAUUCCUUCACAACUCUGGUCACCUAUCUAAUUGUCAUGGUGUUGUGUUCGGUGAUUGUGCUCGUCACCUGGACUGAGGAAACCCUCCAUGAGCCCAUGUACAUUUUCAUCUCCAACCUCAUGCUGGCGGACAUGUAUGGAAGCACGGCCUUGAUGCCCAAACUGAUCAUUGACUUGGUGACGGGGUGUAUGAUGAUCUCAUUAACGGAAUGCUUGGCCCAGGGCUUCUUUCUCCAGAGCUUUCCUCCUGUAGAGAUUUUGACUUUCACUGCCAUGGCGUACGAUCGCUACUUGGCCGUUGCCCACCCUUUGAUGUACCCUAUAUGGAUGACCAACAAGAGGGCUUUCAAAAUUCUCGUGGUGAUAUGGAUUUAUGUGUAUGUAGGGAUAUGUGCGAUUGUGCUCAUAGCUUCAAGGCAAACUCUGUGUGGUGUUCAAAUCAACAGCGUGUUUUGUGAAACCAUUUCCCUUACACACUUGUCCUGUGGGAACACAACACUCAGCAUAGUCUUUGGGUUUACAUGGACCAUGCUCAUGAUAAUCAAACUUAAGAAAAAGCGAGUCCUUUCAGAGGUUGUCCGCAAGCCUGCUGUGACUCCUGGUGCACCAAGACUGCAAGCCAGACACUGCACUUCAGCUUCCACAGCCAGCAAUCAGCUACAGUCUGGAGGAUUCACCGUAGCAGCCUGA
Nanorana parkeri is the source of this 990-nucleotide messenger RNA. Its product is annotated as olfactory receptor 5AC2-like. Gene Ontology annotation, molecular function: olfactory receptor activity. The coding region runs from base 1 to 990 and encodes 329 amino acids. NCBI's taxonomy places the organism in Eukaryota, Metazoa, Chordata, Amphibia, Anura, Dicroglossidae. Gene Ontology annotation, biological process: G protein-coupled receptor signaling pathway. The transcript is spliced from 4 exons. The record is from RefSeq and is a predicted model, not a curated record. Gene Ontology annotation, cellular component: membrane.